This is a messenger RNA of Lepisosteus oculatus (spotted gar), 5678 nucleotides long. RefSeq names its product cell adhesion molecule 3-like. The record is from RefSeq and is a predicted model, not a curated record. Gene Ontology annotation, biological process: homophilic cell-cell adhesion; heterophilic cell-cell adhesion. Gene Ontology annotation, cellular component: adherens junction. Lineage: Eukaryota; Metazoa; Chordata; Actinopteri; Semionotiformes; Lepisosteidae.
CCCACACUGAGCAACGAGGCUGUUUCCCAAGCUACAAGCUUCAUCUUUACAGACAAUCCUUUAAACACCUCAGUGUAUUGUCACGAUUUGGCAUCUCCUUCGCCUGUCGGAGGUGAGUUCUGUGAGGACAGGGAGAGUUCCUCUACUCACCUGCCAGUCCUAACCCAUACCUGGACCAGCGAGACAUCAUGAGGAGAGGAGUGUGAGGACAGCCAGUCUCUAGAGCAGGAAUGGUGUGCGCAGAAGGCUUUGUCUCCCUGCAGCUUCUCUUUCUCUUCAUUCAGCUCCUGCUGGGACAAGGAAGAGGAACCCCAAGGUCUGUAUUAACAGCCUACCAGCCUGCUCACAUCAGUGUUCCAGUUGGAAGUCCGGUCACUCUACACUGCAGCUUCAACUACACAGGGGACCAUAAAAAGUUUGGAAAAUUUUUCACUCUGGAAGCAGAUGAGAGGAAAUACAUAAAGGAGAAGAACCAGAGUGUAGAUUGCAGUUCAGAUGUCCCACAUGCAGACCGUUCUGUGUGUAAAUUUUCCAUUACCACCGAAAACAUCAGGCCUGAGAAUGAGACUGUUUACUACUGUGAAGUGAAGAUACCGCUGUCUAACACAGAUGUGAAGGGCUCUGGAACAAGGGUUUCAGUUUAUGCUGAGCCCUCCACCACAGCAGUCCAGGUGUCCUCGCUCCUGGUGGCCGGUGAAGAAAACUCCCUGAGUUGCUCGGUCACAGGCUUCUACCCUGAGAGCAUCUCUGUCCUCUGGUUCCGGGGAGAUGCCCCAGCGCCUCUCAGCAGCACCAGCCCUGUCCUCACCAGUCACAGCAAUGGCACCUUCUCUGUGCUCAGCUCUGUGAGCUUCACCCCCACAGCCGCAGACCAUGGGGCUGAGUACAGCUGUGAGGCCUCUCACCCGGCCUGGAGACACAGCGUGAGGGGGAGCACUACCCUGGACGUCAAGUACGGGCCCAGGGCAGUGAACGUGACUCUCCUCUCUGCCUAUGUGGGCGGCCAGCAUGUGCUGUCCCAGAAUGCUGUGCGGUUGUCAGUGGGCGCCCCUCUGGCUGUGUCCUGCUCCGCUGAUGGUAACCCCCCGCCCAGGACAGAGUGGGUGAGGGCCGGUGAGGGGGUGCUGACAGGGGGGGAAACUGGACCUGGACAGACCCCCUUGAUUGAGGCUGUGCAGAAGGAGCACGAGGGGGUGUACUGGUGUGUAGCCGAGAACAGCUAUGGACAGAGGAACGUCAGCUUCACCCUGCACGUUUCUGAAAGCCCAGCCCUAUCAGGUUAUAUCCCCUUAGUUUACGGCCUCAUCACAGUUCCUGUCCUCUUAUUAUUGGUCAUCAUCAUCGUUUGCCUGUGUAAGAAUAAUGAAUUCAGGAAAAAGGAGAAGGCACAUGGAGCUCAGCCUCUUUCAGGUCAGGAAUCACAGAGACAAACAGCCCCCGAUGAGGGACAGGCAUCAACAGAAGGGGGGAUCUAUGCAGUGCCAAAAACGCGAAAAACGAAGAGGAGGCGGGAAUAUGAUGAAGUCUCCAAGCCUAUUGUGGACGAAACACAGCUCAUUUAUGCGGACAUAAUUUUCCAGCCUUCGCCCGGGAACGCAACUGGGAAGAAAAAGUUGGACCCAGAUUGUACGGAAGCCGUAUACAGUACAAUUCAGAAAGGGAGAAAGAGACCUUCUAGGAAUGAGCACGCGGUGCAUGAACAGAUAAACACUGUGUACACGCUUGCGGAGAUGCCACAGCAUGGAGAAACACACUGUGAGAUGGAUUUCUGACCUAAAAAUACGCAGCUUCUUAACAUAUUGCCCCUGGAACUGAAUUCGGUUGGGUGGGUUCACAGUGGACAGUUUCUCAGAAGUGACUGGGCUCUGGGAUUUCCACAUGGUUUCUUCAUGACUGCUUUGUCCUUGGAACAGACAGUCCACCCUAUGUCGAAGUAAACCCAAGACUUCUUAGCUUGCUUGAGAGCUCUUUGUCAGCCGAGAUGUGAUGGUGCAGAAUGGCGUCAUCUCGGUCACGUUUUCUGAUUUGCGAGGCAGCAUUUGUGGGCAACAGGUUUAUUUGCAGACACGAAAACUAAAGUCCUGCAUGUAGCCACGGGCUCCUUCUGGUUUGUCGAACACCGUGAAGGUGAAGGAUUUGCUAGCAGCGCUGUGCCUAAGCUGUGGUGUUGUGUGACCCGCAUGCUGCUUUCAUAUACAGCCCCCUAGCCCUCCUGUUGUACCAUGAAUGGCUAUAGAUGCGUUGGGUUUUUUUUUUCAAAUCAGUGAGCAGGCGUAUAGCACAGGAAACUGUGGCUUCAUAAUUGAUUGAGCCUCGUCUAGGUUGCUCUCAUAUACUGCAGAAAAAGACCAAGGAAAGAGUACAGCCAAGUCUGACUAAUUCAGUCUCUCUGUGAACUGUGCUUGCAGGAGUGCUGUCAGCUUGGAGGGAUUUUAGAGCUAUGGGGGCAGAUUGUAAUGAGUGCUUCACUGCUUUCUUUAUUUGGAUUUCUAUUACAGUCACAAAGACAAAUUCCCUUGGUUUUCAGAAGGACACUGACGAGGCUGCUAUUUUGGGACUGUCUUUUUAACUCUUCCACGGCUGUCUUCACUGCAUACUUCCAGUUUCCAUUGCCAAGAACUGCCCUUGCUUCCAAAUCAAAGCGUCUGACAGGCGCAAAGGUGGCUCACUGUGUGCUUUCUCUCUCUUUUCCUUCUGUUUCACAGGAAGCUUCUGAAAAUGCAUAGUGUUCACCUCCGUCACUAAUGAAGGUGCUCUUAACACCUUCGGAUUGGAAUACCUCUGAACAGAAUGACUCUGUGAUUCAGUUUCUCACUCAGGAAACUGUGUAUGUUUAAUAAUGAGUGUGUAGGGCAUGCCAUGUCUGUGCAACACACACAAUGUGUUUUCCUGUCAUUCCGAUUUUGCUAUUCAGCGAGUCAUUUUUACUACACUGACUCACACAACUCCAGAAAUGAGGGAAAGAAAAAUCUACACUUUGAAAUUUCAAUGGAACAUGUCUGCUUUCCAGUGAUUUUGCUGAAAGACAUUUUUAUAACAUAAUUGCUUCAACCGUUGGCAUACUUGGCCAAUAUUAAGUAAUGAGUGUAAACGAAAGUGGGUCACCUAAACAGAAAAACAAACAAAUGGAAAGUAUUUUUUCAUAUAUAAGGUAUCAUAGAACUGACUUAAAGAAUGUGUCAGGGUUUCUGAAAGGGGUGAGUAGUUGGACAACUGUGUGAAGCCGUGAGGAAGGGAGUUUGAGCCAAAGUAAAUCCAAGAUUCCAGAUCCAAGUCGUUAGGCAAGAGCGAAGUCAAAAGUAGGAGAACCAGGUCGGGGUGUCAAAGGAGUCCGGUCGAGAAUAGUAGUGCGCACAAGGGAAAGCUGUGGAAGACUUCUCAAUAGUGAGCGUAGGAAAGCCGGAGAAGAGUGUUUAAGUAUUGAAGAGAGAGACGUGGUUGGAUAAUUAGUUCCCGGAUGAGCGUGUGUGGAAUUUAGUACGCGUGGGAAUGCCAGGGCGCUUACAGGAGAAGGUACGAGUCGUGACAGAAUGCCUCCAUCAUAACCUCUUUGGAAAGUUGAAAACAAAUGUUCAAUAGCAAGUGUGUUUCUCAUGCUUGAUUUGAUUAUAUGAAUGUUACUGCUUGUCAGUUAAUGAACUGGGGCCAAGAAAUUAGCUGAAGCCAGAAAAGGAACAGUAAGUGAAGUUACUAAAGGAAAACCAGGUCUCCUAGUCUGUCACACAUAUCUCAGCCACUCACAGCUAUUGUCUGUAAAUCAGAAAAGACACACUGUCUUAAUCCUAUACACUGCUUCGUCACAAACACUGAGAAACUGUAGUGACCUCUUACUGCCUUGCAAGAGCAUGUAGACCUUCCUUACCCUGAAACUCAGAUUACCUCCAUUCGAUUAGACGAACUGACGGCAGAAUUGGGAGGGAUAGAGGAGUUUAUUCGCCAUAUGGACCGUACAUGUUACAAUGGGAUUCUUAUUCAUGCUGUUGUCUCAGGACAUGCGCAGUACAGCAGACGACACAACACAAUGUAGUACAGUACAUUUCAAAACAGUAAAUAGUACAUAAUGACAAUAUGGAACAGACAAACAAUACACAAUAAACAAAAAGAGACAAUAAAUACAAACAGAACAAUAAAUACAGGGUAGAAAGUCAAAGUGCAGAGUGCCAGGGGUGUGUUGAGUCCUGAGGCAUUGCACAGUUAACUGUUUAUGAUGCUGUAGGGUAGAAGCUGUUCUUAAGCCUAGUGGUCUGUGCUUUAAUAGUGCAGUCCGCUUGGAAGAGUGCAGAGGGGAGAACAGUUUGUAGCUGGGAUAGUUGGGAUCUUGAAUGAUGGAUUGGGCUUUAUUGUGACUUUUUUUAGAUAGAAGCUCUAAAUCUCAGCUCCAUGAGUGUUUGUUGAUUGUAGAUGACGGCCGCACACAUAUGUUUUACACAAGAAAACUGUUCGUGACAGACAUUUGUGCCUGGACCAUAAGGGGGUCAGCAGCUGUGGCUGUCUACACGUUUAAGAAACUCAAACCUCUGAGAUAUCUUUGUGUGCUAUUUUCUGUAAAUAGCUAUUAGUAGCCGCUAGAGUGGUCUUCAAUGAAUGUAACUGACGUCUGUUUGCUGAAGUAUUAAAGGAUUGAAUUAAUUUAGGCUUGGCACAUAUCUUCUUCAUCUUCUAAGCAACAUUUGUGCCUUUUUCUGCUGAUUCUGUUUCUCCUUACAUAUUGUUCAAAAUAUCUCUCUCUUACUUUUUCUUUUCUCAUAAAAAGAUGUACAAUAUAAGAUGACUCAGUUUGUAGCCACCGCCCUAAUCCAAGCCCGAAACCUGAAGUCUCCCCCAUCACACCCACGGGCACACAUGGUCAUAGAUACCUCUGCUUCUGAAAUGCCCAGCUUUCCAGCUGGCUCAGUCACAUAACUUGGUGAUGGUUAAUGCUGUUUAAGUAGGCAAUUAUACGCAGUGAAUAAAUGGGUUAAAACUCAUCAGCUGAGCAACAGUGUGAAGUUGUGGGUGGGAAUUCGGACUCUCGUCUGGGAAAGCGUACUUUCCAAUUCCUGGUUGGAAACAUGAGCACAGCUCCAGAGAAGCGGCUACUCUCUCAUCUAAUUAGUGGCUUGCUGAUGCAAGGAUCUCAUCUUGCAGGAAGAAGGGGUUUCCAGGAAGAACCCAGUGUAUCUGCUUCAACCGCAUGGCAGGCUAGCUCGCUCCACGCCCCCACAACCCUUUCGGUAAAGAAGUGCCCCCCCUGAUUUUGGUUUAAAAUGCACGUGUGUCCUUUGGCUCGUGUUUCACUCUUCAUCGUGAAGCUAGCGCCUGGGUUGGCUUGAUCAGGGCCCUUGAGGAGUUUGAACACUUGUGUCAGGUCCCCUCUCAAUCUUCUCUCAUCCAGACUGAUAGAAGUUUGGGUCCUUUGGCCCAGCAGUGUAGUAAAUUCCCUUUAGCCCUGGAAUGUAUCUGGUUAUUCUUCUCUGGACUGAUUUCAGAAUGGCAGUGUAUUUUCUAUGACAUGGUCAUCCAGAAUACAUAAUAUUCUAAAUGAAGCCUUACUACUGGCACUGUAUAAUUUUAACAUGCCUUUAGUUAAGUUCUACACUUUUAACACUAGACCCUAACAUGUCAUUUUCUCGUGUGUUUCCCCACAUUGUCUAGAAGAUGCGAAUGAUGUGUCCAAAUAAACAUAUACUGUAAGUCUU